UUCUGGUGGACAUUUUGAAAGUCAGGCUCUGGUUUCCUGCAUAGUAAAUACGUCUGGAUAUUUACACUAGUUCCCAAGUUUCACACAAGGACCCUUACCUCGUGUGUCCCAGUACAGAGUCCUGAGAUGAAGCGUUCUGCUUCAGAAAUGAGUCCCACUGGGGAUUGUAAGGAGGGGGAAACAUCCUCAAAAAUGAGUCUUAACAGAGUCCAGCAGGAGAGAACAGACUCACCUGAACUCAGCUGUGUGUCCAUGAAGAGUGACUGGUCGAUGGAUCUGCCUGUUACCUUUGGACAGGGACAGGUUUCUACAGAUGGAAGACAUCAGCUGAAGACAUGCGAAUCAGCACAUCAACAAGUGGAUUUAUCAACCCUUUUUAAGACACUUGAGGACAAAGCUGUGAAGUUCCUGAGAGACGAAUUGAACACGCUCAAGAUGAAUCUGAGUCAGGAUUACCCAGCAUGUUUUGAGCCUCAGGAUGACAAUGACUUGGACAGUGAAGCUGAGAUCCAGAAAAUGUGCGGCAGAGAGGGGGCUCUGAAGAUCACACUGUACAUCCUGAGGACAAUGAACCAGAAGGACCUUGCAGACAUGCUGGAAAAGAAACUCCUGAUGAUACAUCAGCAUAAAUACAGAUGUAAUCUGAAGAAGAAGUUUCAGUGUGUGUUUGAAGGGAAAGCAGAGCAAGGAGAUCCAGUCCUGCUCAAUAAGAUUUACACAGAGCUCUACAUCACUAAAGGUGGUACUGGAGGGAUCAAUGAUGAACAUGAAGUGAGACUUAUUGAAACCACCACCAAGAGUCCAGCAAUACAAGACACUGCGAUUCAAUGCAGUGACAUUUUUAAACCCUUACCUGGAGAAAUGACAGCUAUCAGAACUGUGCUGACAAAGGGGGUUGCAGGCAUUGGAAAAACUGUGUCUGUGCACAAAUUCAUUCUUGACUGGGCAGAAGGAAAAGCAAAUAAAGAUAUUCAUUUCAUAUUUGCUUUUCCUUUCCGGGAUCUAAAUCUGAUGAAGGGUAAAGACUACAGUCUGAUCGAACUCAUUCACCACUUUGUCCCAGAGCUGAAAGAAUUUGGAUCAGCUGAGCUGGAAAGGUGUAAAAUCUUGUUCAUCUUCGAUGGUCUGGAUGAGAGUCGACUUCCUCUAAAUUUCCAGAACAAUCAGAGCUGGUUUGAUGUAACAAAGUCAACGUCUUUAGAUGUGCUGUUGACCAACCUCAUUAAGGGGAAUCUGCUUCCCUCUGCUCUCAUCUGGAUAACCUCCAGACCAGCAGCAGCAGGUCAGAUCCCUCCUGAGUGUGUCCACCAGGUGACAGAGAUACGAGGGUUCAGUGAUCCUCAGAAGGAGGAGUACUUCAGGAAGAGAUUCAGUGACCAGAACCUGGUCAACAGGAUCAUCACACAUGUGAAGUCAACAAGGAGUCUCUACAUCAUGUGUCAUAUUCCUGUCUUCUGUUGGAUUUCAGCCACUGUUCUUGAGAAUCUGUUUGAUAAUGAAGAUAGUGGAGAAAUACCCAAGACUCUGACUCAGAUGUACACACACUUCCUCAUCUUUCAGUCGAGUCUGAAGCAGAAGUAUCAAAAGAAACAAAUAAUGGAGCUUCAUAAGAUUUUACAUUCAGAGAGAGAAUUCCUUCUUAAACUAGGGAAGCUGGCUUUGAAAAACCUUGAAACAGGAAAUCUCAUAUUUUAUGAGGAAGAUCUGAAUGAGUGUGGUAUUGAUGUCAGAGAAGCUUCAGUGUACUCUGGAGUGUGUACAGAAAUCUUCAAAGAGGAGUGCGGGUUAUACCAGAAGAAGGUUUACUGUUUUGUUCAUCUGAGUGUUCAGGAAUAUCUUGCUGCUUUGUAUUCAGUGUUAAACAAAGGCAAGAAAUACAGUUUUAUAAAACAAACUGCAAAUCGUGAUGAAACUUGGUCAAACUUUCUGAAUAGUUCAGUGGAUCAGGCCUUACAGAGCAAGAGUGGACACUUGGACCUCUAUCUCCGCUUUCUUCUUGGCCUUUCAAUGGAUUCCAAUCAGAAUUUGUUACAAGGGCUCCUGACAGAGAAAAGAAUCAACUCAUUUGAUACUGAAAAAACAGUCCAGUACGUCAAGGAGAAGAUCAGGGAGAAUCUGUCUCCAGAGAGAACCAUCAGUCUGUUCCACUGUCUUAAUGAACUCAAUGACAAUUCUUUAGUGGAGGAAGUCCAAGGUUACCUGAACUCAGAAAAUCUUUCAGCCAAACACCUCUCACCUGCACAGUGGUCAGCUCUGGCCUUUGUGUUACUGAUGUCAGAUGAGGAAAUGGAUUUGUUUGACCUGAAGAAAUACAUCAGAUCAGAGGAAGGUCUUCUGAGGCUGCUACCAGUGGUCAAGAUCUCCAAAACAGCUCUCCUCAAUCAGUGUGGACUGACAAAGAGAUGCUGUGAAGCUCUGGCCUCAGUUCUCACCUCAAACUCCUCACACCUGAGGGAGUUAGACCUGGGUCACAAUGACUUCCAGGAUUCAGGAGUGAAGAUAUUCUCUGCUGGACUGGGGAACAAACACUGUAAACUGGAGAUACUGAGACUGUCUGGCUGUGCUAUCAGAGAGAGAGGCUGUGAAGUUCUGGCUUCAGCUCUGUUUUCGAACCCCUGUUCACACCUGAGAGAACUGGAUCUGAGUUACAAUCAUCUAGGAGACUCAGGAGUGAAGCUGCUCUCUGAUCUCCUGGAGGAUCCACACUGUAAACUGGAGACACUGCAACUGUCUGGCUGUUGUGUCACAGAGGGAGGCUGUGCUUCUCUGGCUUCAGCUCUGCAUUCAAACCCCUAUUCACACCUGAGAGAACUGGAUCUGAGCUACAAUCACCCAGGAGGGAAACUGUGUUCUGAUCUACUGGACAAUCCACACUGUAAACUGGAAACACUGCGUGUGGACCAUGGUGGACAGUGCAGGAUCAGACCAGGACCUAGGAAAUACUUCUGCCAGCUCACACUGGACCCCAACACAGUAAACACACACCUGUAUCUGUCUGAGGACAACAGGAAGGUGACAUGGAGUAAAGAGGAACAGAAACAUCCUGAUCAUCCAGACAGAUUUGACUUUUGGUACCAAGUUCUGUGUGUAGAGAGUGUGGCUGGUCGCUCUUACUGGGAGGUUCAGUGGUCUGGAAAUAGGGCUGAAAUAGGAGUGACUUAUAAAGGAAUCAGAAGGAAAGGUGACAGUGAUGACUGUGUUCUUGGAAACAAUGAAAAUUCCUGGGUUCUGUGCUGCUCUGAUAAGAGAUACUCUGUCAGACAUAAUAACGCACACACUGCCAUAGCUGCACUCCCCUCCCCCAGAGUAGGAGUGUAUGUGGACUGUGUGUCCGGCACUCUGUCCUUCUACAGCGUCUCCUCUGGUGAACUGACCCUCCUGCACAGGUUCACCUCCACAUUCACUGAGCCCCUCUAUCCUGCAAUUAGGGUUGGGGAUUCAGUGUCCCUGUGUGAUCUGGGAUAGAAACACACACACACGGACACAAAGCCACACAGGGACAGACACACACAUACAGUGUUAGAAU
Molecule: messenger RNA, 3526 nt
Organism: Scleropages formosus (Asian bonytongue)
Lineage: Eukaryota; Metazoa; Chordata; Actinopteri; Osteoglossiformes; Osteoglossidae
Product: NLR family CARD domain-containing protein 3-like
Exons: 11
Coding region: 127-3465 (1112 amino acids)
Molecular function (GO): protein binding
Source: RefSeq, a predicted model, not a curated record